Messenger RNA from Aspergillus saccharolyticus JOP 1030-1, 1444 nucleotides. RefSeq names its product proteasome regulatory particle lid subunit RPN8 (gene rpn8). The transcript is spliced from 3 exons. Lineage: Eukaryota; Fungi; Ascomycota; Eurotiomycetes; Eurotiales; Aspergillaceae. Gene Ontology annotation, molecular function: protein binding; metallopeptidase activity. Bases 359 to 1444 code for a protein of 361 amino acids. Gene Ontology annotation, cellular component: proteasome regulatory particle; proteasome complex. Gene Ontology annotation, biological process: proteasome-mediated ubiquitin-dependent protein catabolic process. The record is from RefSeq and is a predicted model, not a curated record.
GUAGACGCAGCUCGGACGGAUGGGUGUGCAGCGAUACCGCUUACUGUGCUUUAAGCCUGAGGCAUAACUUAAUGUGGCUGGUGCGUUUAACAACUGUUCAGCCACACAGCGCCAGAAGCUCCCCCAAUCUGCCACAGCUUGUUCCAUCGUCAUCUCUCUCUCUCCCUCUCUCUCUCUCUCUUUCUCUGUGUUCCUUCCCACCUUCUCAUCUUAUCUCAUCUGUGCCCAAACUCUCUUUACAACCUCUGUACGAGCUUUAUCCUGACAACAUCACUCUUUCCGCAUAUUAGGUUUUCAAUCCCACAGAAUCUGUUCGCUUGCUCAGUCCAGGAACACCGCUCUCCGUCUUCUUCCCGUCAUGCCUGCCACCACGGCGGACACUCUCUCCCUGGUCCAGCGGACCGUCACGGUUGCCCCUUUAGUCCUUCUCUCCGUCGCAGAUCACUAUGGUCGCUCAGCAAAAGGCACCAGGAAACGAGUGGUAGGUGUGCUGCUAGGAGAGAAUUCAGGUCACACCGUUCGUGUGUCAAACAGCUUCGCCGUCCCCUUUGAGGAGGAUGAGAAGGACCCAUCUGUGUGGUUUCUUGACCACAACUUUGUCGAGUCGAUGAGAGACAUGUUCAAGAAGAUCAACGCUCGGGAAAAGCUGGUUGGAUGGUACCAUUCGGGUCCGAAGCUGCGCGCCUCGGAUUUGGAGAUCAACGAGCUCUUUAAACGAUACACACCCAAUCCCCUACUGGUAAUCGUGGACGUUCAGCCAAAAGAAGUGGGCGUACCGACCGAUGCCUACUUUGCCGUUGAUGAAAUUAAAGACGAUGGUACCACGACGUCCAGAACCUUUGUUCACACCCCGUCCAUAAUCGAAGCCGAGGAGGCCGAGGAAAUCGGAGUGGAGCACCUGCUCCGUGACAUCAGAGACGUCGCUGUGGGAACACUUUCUACUCGGAUAACGUCUCAAUUGCAAUCGCUGCAGGGCCUGCAUUUACGCCUGCGUGACAUCGGCCAGUAUCUGCAGAAAGUCAUCGACCAGGAAUUGCCCGUCAAUCAUGCCAUUUUAGGCAAUCUCCAAGACGUGUUCAACCUUCUUCCUAAUCUAUCCACCCCUGCUGCAACGCCGCGUUUCAGCGAUGGUGCCCCAGAGCAGCAAACAGAUAACAGCGAUUUGGCUCGAGCUAUGAGCAUAAAGACAAAUGACCAGCUGAUGGCGAUUUACCUGAGUAGCUUGAUUCGCGCCAUCACUGCCUUCCACGACCUAAUCGAGAACAAGAUUCAGAAUCGCCAACAACAAGAAGAGACCGAGCUGAAGAGGGAGCAGGAAGCCACUGCAGCCAAGGGCGAGAGGGAUACGACUAAGAAGGCAGGCAAUGGAGCUGCCAAUGGAGAGCAGAAGGAGGAUCAAGAGGGAAUUAAGGACAAGUCCAAGAAGAGUCCAAGGGGAGAAUAG